Moesziomyces aphidis is the source of this 561-nucleotide messenger RNA. The record is from the annotation of a GenBank genome assembly. Lineage: Eukaryota; Fungi; Basidiomycota; Ustilaginomycetes; Ustilaginales; Ustilaginaceae.
AUGAUCGGCUCAACCAAGGACUUUGAGCUUCCCGUCGGCCCUGCGCAUGACCACAUCCUGACACCUGUUGCAAGCACGCCAUCGGCUCUCGCUUGCCGUGCCUCGCCUUGCCGUGCCUCGCCUCGCCUGCACCAGAACCGCGCUUUCGGGUCUGGCAACCGGCGCGGCAUGAUUCGUCGCCUGCCACACGUUUGCAUCUCGCCGCUCAUGGCCGCGCAGCUGCCCGUUGGCCCUGAACGCAUCCGUCUGGGUCCUUGUCUGUCGAUGCUUCACAUGCAUGCUGCUGCUGUCUCUCGUUGGCUUGACGCCCGCUCUGUUUUGCUGCAGCCGCCCUCUCGCACCGCACCGCACCGCAUUGCAUCGCCGCGCCGCACCGCAUCUCGCCUUUGGGCUCACCUCGCUUCGCCUCGCCCUGCCUCGGAAUACGUGUCUUCCCCCUUGCUUCCACCCACCGAGGCACAGAGUAAGCUGUUUGUCUCCAAGGUUUCGGUCGGCCUUGGUCCAUCCGAUCCGCUCGCUGCUCGCUUCAUACCCGUUCUCGCUCCGUCAAUCCCCCUCUAG